UUCGGAGUUUUCUAUUUGUCAAAAACACAUCCCGAUCCGCUGGGAUAUGCUUUGGAUAUAAAUGAAGUUUUACUCUAAAAUUCAGGCAAGCGAUAUUUUAAUCGGUGUAUGAUUUAAUGUUGCCUCGCCAAUUUCAUCGUUAUCGAAUUUCUUUCAUCUCUUGUUAAAACAAAAACAAUACAAAGUCAAAACGUUGAAAAAUAACCUAUUUAUUUUGGGACUUAUUAAGCUGGGCCUGUUCGUCCGCGCCUUCAGCAUGGCGUGGCGUUCCGUGGGAGCCAAUAAUGAGGACCUGAUACGACAACUGAAGGAUCACGGUGUCAUAGCCAGUGAUGCGGUGGCCAAGGCGAUGAAGGAGACCGACCGCAAGCACUACUCUCCGCGGAACCCCUACAUGGACGCCCCGCAACCAAUCGGAGGAGGUGUCACCAUCAGUGCACCUCAUAUGCAUGCCUUUGCCUUGGAGUAUCUGCGGGACCAACUGAAGCCCGGUGCCCAUGUGCUGGACGUGGGCUCUGGAUCAGGAUACCUGACGGCCUGCUUCUAUCGUUACAUCAAGGCUAAGGGCGUCGAUGCAGAGACCCGCAUCGUGGGCAUCGAGCACCAGGCGGAUUUGGUGCGGCUUAGCAAGGCCAACUUGAACACCGACGACCGCAGCAUGCUCGACUCUGGUCAUUUGCUGAUCGUGGAGGGCGAUGGGCGCAAGGGAUACCCCGCCAGUGCCCCCUAUAACGCCAUCCAUGUGGGAGCUGCAGCUCCGGACACGCCUACCGAACUGAUAAAUCAACUGGCAAACGGUGGGCGCCUCAUAGUUCCCGUCGGACCCGAUGGCGGCUCUCAGUACAUGCAGCAGUACGACAAGGACGCCAAUGGGAAGGUGGAGAUGACUCGUCUCAUGGGCGUUAUGUACGUGCCGCUCACGGAUCUACGCUCCUGACUGCACCGAGUGGGAAGGACGCUAGUUGUGGUGCUGAUGCUCGGCCUGAUUCUCUACCAACUUUGGGCUUAUCGCUUGAAUUACUAAUCCAAUCACAAUUUAAAAGCUUGUUUUCACAUUGAGUUUAAUUAAAUAAGUUUCCUGAACAAACCCA
Molecule: messenger RNA, 1091 nt
Organism: Drosophila rhopaloa
Lineage: Eukaryota; Metazoa; Arthropoda; Insecta; Diptera; Drosophilidae
Gene: Pcmt
Product: protein-L-isoaspartate(D-aspartate) O-methyltransferase
Exons: 4
Coding region: 257-937 (226 amino acids)
Biological process (GO): protein modification process
Cellular component (GO): cytoplasm
Molecular function (GO): protein-L-isoaspartate (D-aspartate) O-methyltransferase activity
Source: RefSeq, a predicted model, not a curated record